AUGGCACCCUCAUACCUCAUCACCGCAGCCGGCGGACAUAUCGGAAAGCGUCUCGUACCUUUGCUCCUCUCUCACCCUUCCAACCCCACGCUCGUCCUUCCCACUAGCAACGCCGCACGUCUCACAUCCUCAUUACCAGCCGAUGUCGACAAAUCGAGAGUGCACAUCCUGGAAGGCUCCGUCCAAGACCCCGCCUUCGUCGACGCCGCACUCAAAGACCACAAAGUGACCUCCGUCUUCCUAUGCCUUACCGGAUCCGACGAACUCUUCACGACCUUCAACUUACUCGGCUGUCUUCGGCAAUCCGGCACAGUAAAGCAUCUCGUGUAUCUCUCCGCCAACGGAGACUACAGCAUGGAAGCCCAGCAGAACGGCUUCCUCGAAGAAACGUACUGCGCACAUGUCGCUGUUAAGUUCAUCGUGGAAGCGAAAAUCAAGCAUGGACUGCUACCGCGGGACCAGGAGGGAGGCUUCAGCUGGACGAUCCUCGGACCUUCGCUGUUCUUUGAUAAUGAUCUGAGGAGUCAGCGCCAGAUGCUUCAAGACGGCGUGUACGGUGAACCGCUCGGAAGCAGGGGCGUAAGCCGUGUGUCGGAAGACGACAUCGCGCUUGCAGUUGUUAAAGCUUUUGAAGACGAUGGGAAGCAGUGGGGUGGGAAGAAGAUCAUGGUUGGCAGCUUGAAGACGUAUACGAACGAGGAAGUUGCAAGGCUGUGGUCGCAGGCACUGGGCAAGGAAAUCAAGCCUACUUAUAGUGACAAGGCUUCGUUGGAUGCAUACGAGCAGCGCUUCACGAAGGAGGCAGGGCCGGCGUGGGGAAGAGAUAUAAGGCUAAUGUACGAAAUAUUUGAGGCGGUGCCAUUUGGAAUGACGGAGGAUCAGUAUAGGGACCAGGUCGCGUUGUUGGGGAAAGAAGCUGAGAGCUACGAGAAGUUUGUCGAGACUACGGCGAAGCAGUGGAAGGAGCAGCAAUAG
Didymosphaeria variabile is the source of this 975-nucleotide messenger RNA. RefSeq lists its product as uncharacterized. The record is from RefSeq and is a predicted model, not a curated record. The transcript has a single exon. Bases 1 to 975 code for a protein of 324 amino acids. Lineage: Eukaryota; Fungi; Ascomycota; Dothideomycetes; Pleosporales; Didymosphaeriaceae.